Molecule: messenger RNA, 1187 nt
Organism: Hibiscus syriacus
Lineage: Eukaryota; Viridiplantae; Streptophyta; Magnoliopsida; Malvales; Malvaceae
Exons: 13
Coding region: 153-1187 (344 amino acids)
Source: RefSeq, a predicted model, not a curated record
CAUGCUUAUGUUCAUUGUUAAACCAUUUUUAAUGCAUUGACAGUGGGGUUCUUAAGAAAACUAAAGAGAGUGCCCUGUUCGUUUUCACAACAAUUCUUGGACUUGUUUUUGGAUUCUUAAUUGGUAUUUCAUUACCAGUAUUUUCUCGUUACAUGAAUUACUUACCUUCAAGCCAUAGAUCAUCUGUUGAUGCAGCAGUAUCUAAUGAUCAAGUAUUCUUUGCAGUCAAGUCCCCUAAAACAACUGCAGGCAAUGUUACCCCACCGCCACCGAUGAAACGUAUCCACAGAAAUCCUCGCUCAGAUCCUCGCAUUGCAAGAUUACCUCCUCGAAUCAUUGUUCCAAAAUCUGACCUUUUUCUUCACAGAUUAUGGGGUUUACCUACUCUGGAUCUGAAGAGGAAACCAAAGUACUUAGCAACAUUUUCUGUUGGUAUUGAUCAGAUGAAUAACAUUGAUGCAUGUGUUAGAAAGUUCUCUGCGGAUUUCCAAAUUUUACUUUUUCAUUAUGACGGCCGGACAAAUGAAUGGGACCGAUUCGAUUGGUCGAAGAGAGCAAUCCAUGUUAGUGUGAAGAAACAAACAAAAUGGUGGUAUGCAAAAAGGUUUUUGCACCCAGAUGUUGUUUCUUCUUACGAAUAUAUUUUCAUAUGGGAUGAAGAUCUGGGAGUGGAACACUUUAAUGCACAGAGAUACAUAGAACUGGUGAAGAAACAUGGUUUGGAGAUCUCACAACCAGGAGUGGAUCCCGAUGACGGACUGACAUGGCAGAUGACAAAGAGGAGAGAUGACUUAGAAGUUCAUAAGGUUACCACUGAGAAACCGGGCUGGUGUCUCGAUCAACAUUUGCCACCAUGUGCUGCUUUUGUGGAAAUUACUGCGCCUGUAUUUUCUCGGGAAGCUUGGCGUUGUGUAUGGUAUAUGAUUCAGAAUGAUCUGGUGUAUGGAUGGGGAUUGGAUUUUGCUCUCAGAAGAUGCGUUGAUCCUGCUCAUGAAAAAAUUGGCGUAGUAGAUUCACAGUGGGUUAGUCGUCAAGACAAUCCUUUGCUAUUAAAGCAGGGCAUAACCAAGUAUGGGAAAUGUCGUGGGCGAGGGGUUAGAAAAAGAUGCAAAACGGAGAGGUCUAUGUUUCAGAAUCGUCUGGCCAGUGCCGACGAGGCAUACCGUGUUCAGUCCAGAGCAGGGUAA